CUUCAUCAUCGUGUCACCAGUGCGGCCUGGGCAAUCAAGGCUUUCUAUCCAAUCAUAGAUCGCAGCUGGCGAUUCCCGCCUUCCUUUUUUCUUAUCUAGAGAUCCAAGGGACAAACUAAUGCACGCCACCUGCUCGACAGCUUGAGAACCCAAAAACGCCACCGCGCAACCCACAUCAGAAGACCACGAAAUGCCACACGCCGCCGUCGUGGCAGCGGCCGUAUCUGCCUCUGUGGCCGCCGUCGUCGCAUUCGAGCUGGGCGUCUUCAAGCCAUGGCGCCAGGAGAACUGGCCCGAGGGGGUUGGUGAGGGUCUCAAGGGCGAGUGGGAGGCAUUCAAGCGUGAUAUCCAGGAUGGCUUGCACGACAUUGCUGGAGGGCGGGAUCGUGAUAUGCGAAGGCAUCGAGAUGGGGGUGCAUGGCAAGGCAACGACGCAAGGGAGGAGCAGGAAGAGGAAGAAAUGCUGAGGAGAGAAAUGGACGAAUUCGAGAUGCACCAGCGCGAGAGCACGCUGCAGAAGCAGCGAAUGAUGCAUGAGAUGGAGCACGAAGCGCAAGCAAACGACGGGAGUCUGUACAGCAACUACACCGAGGCAAUCAAGGAGGCCAGGAACGCCGACGGGACAGCGUACGUGAUUCGAAAGCGAAAGACAAAGCCGCCCGGUCCAUUGGUCGAUGCAACAAGUGGAAGCAAUGUCCUGACCCCUUCUGCACUGGAGAAUGCGCCUGAAGUCGAGUCGCCGCAUCACCACGUCGGCGAGGCUUCUCCUUCGGUGGCUUCCGUCACGCUCAUGUCCUUGGACUCGGACCAAGAAUUCGUGGAGAGCCACAAUCACCUAGAGUCUGAACACGCACUCGAGAUAGACACUGCGGAGUCCGCAAAUGGCCGAGGGCUCGACCUCAUCUCGGCAAUGGACCGUGACGAGGUCGCAGUCGAGACCGACGUCCACCCUUUUGCCCCUGCGCCCUUGUUCGGCGGCCCACAGCACGAGCCACCCCUCCUCGUCAGCCCACCGGAGAGCGUCAGCAACUGGACCGAGGCCGGCAUCAGCGCGGGCACCAUCUCCGGCCCAGCAUCGAGCUACGGAGAGGUGGCGCUCAGCCCGCGUGGCUCGACCGACAGCGUCCUAGACAGCGACGAGGACUGGGUGCCCCUCCAGCAUUCGAGGCCUCCUUCCCCGCCUCAUUCCUAGCAUCCAUUCUCCUGGUUCCCUUACCUCUUCUCUGUAGCCUUACUUUUAGCUUUCUUUCGAUAAUGUCACGCACGAUCUCGCUCUUUCAUAU
Molecule: messenger RNA, 1283 nt
Organism: Acaromyces ingoldii
Lineage: Eukaryota; Fungi; Basidiomycota; Exobasidiomycetes; Exobasidiales; Cryptobasidiaceae
Exons: 2
Coding region: 191-1192 (333 amino acids)
Source: RefSeq, a predicted model, not a curated record